AUGAAACCUAACCCGAGGACUGGAUCCACAUAUUUGGCAAACUUAUUAGGAAGUCAUGCGGACAUAGGAUUGGCCGGUGAACUACUCAAUGAUGAAAACAUUAUACCAGAGGAUGCCCUCAAAUAUAUCAGCAAAGAGUUGGCAAAAUAUGAUCAGAAAUUUGUAUUUCCCGAACAGAUAUUGAAGAGAAAGUUACGUUUCGAUGAUAUUGUCAGACAUAUCGGUGCAGAUGUGGUGAUAGUCUUGUGGCGCAAAUCCAUUGCCGAACAGUUAGUGUCCCUAAGAAUUGCUGAAAAGACUGGCGUUUGGUUUGAAGGCGCGGAAGAGUUUAUAAGCAGUCAAUGGCCUAUUGAUAUAAUCCCGAUAUAUGUCUCUUAUGACGAUCUCAUAGCUGAUCCAUUGAGUGAAUUGCGGAAAAUCAUGUCUCGAUUGAGCUGUGAUUCAGGACAGUAUGUGUUCGCGAGUCCCGGUGCUGUCAAACAACAAUUCCCUCCAUCAGAACGUAUAGAGAAUUGGGAGGAAAUAAGAGACGAUUUGAAGAUUUUGGAGAUAAAUGUGAAGCAAUUGAUGACAGAAUGCAUUGAGAAUAACCUGAAUGUCAAGUGUCAAGCCCUGCCUUUAGUUCCCGAUCCGGAGCCGCCCAUCCCAUCAAAGGGCUGGCGAUAUCAUGUCUGCGCGCCUUAUAUGCCAAAUGAGGGCAAAGAUAAUGUAAUUCAGGCGCUGGUCUCGGGUUCUGUGUCUUCGGCAGGAUUUUGGCCCAAAGAGAUGUCCGAUAAGUUGCGAAAGAAGUUCAACUGUCCAGUGGCUCAGCCGUGCAGUAAUGGGUUCACAGCACUGAUGAUAACCUUUCAAGCAAUGCAUGUGGGAAGUGGUGAUGAGGUGAUAAUGCCGUCGAUGACAAUGGUAGCCGUUCCCAAUUCAGUCACAUUUGUUGGCGCAGUCCCUGUGUUUGCUGACUGUGCGGAUGGGGAUUACAAUCCGGGUCUCAAAGAGAUAUUAGAAGUGGCAUCAGAUUAUUCUGCAUUCAAACCAUAA
Molecule: messenger RNA, 1035 nt
Organism: Oppiella nova
Lineage: Eukaryota; Metazoa; Arthropoda; Arachnida; Sarcoptiformes; Oppiidae
Source: the annotation of a GenBank genome assembly